GGUGGCCCGAUUGAGGAUGGAGUGUGCAUUUGACGCACAGAAUCUGAUCUCCAUUUCUUUGAGGAAAAUCCAAAGCUCCAGGACGCAGAGAGGAGGCAUCAAGCUCCACAAGAACUUACUGGUAACGUACGUACUGAGAAACGCCAGGCAGUUUUACAUGAGCAAAAACUUGUCGCAGAUGCAGAGGACGAAUCCGUACGAGGAUGUAGCUGUUGUCCAUGAAAGGCAAGAAUAUCUUGAACUGACGGGGAGCUUCACGGAGUUGGCUGAUGACUUCUACUGCAACUUUACUGGGGGUGAGUCGGACACUUGGCACUGCGGAGCGCACCAGCCCAACGGUCAGCCUGCAGAGGUGGCGCACCAAGGCGCAUCUGCCUGCGCAAUGGAUUCACCAAGUGACUCUGACCUCAUGGUUUCGGACGCCUGUUGGAGCUGUGCGGACAAAUCCACCUGGGAGUUAUCUAUCCCGAACACACAAGCCAACCAAAAGACUGUCCUGGACUUGGACACCCAUGUGGUGACUACUGUCACGAAUGGAUACUUCCACACAGACUGUUGCGCGCAGCCAAAACAGCCGCAGGGCGCGCAGUGCUACACUAAGAAGCGAAAGAUAGACAUAAGUUAUCAUAUUGUUGAUCCAGAGUUUUAUUUGCCAGACUUUGCGCCAGUACCAUGUAAAAGAAUGAGGAAUGAUGAUGAUUCACAUUCAGACUCUGACCAGUUGGACAGCACAAACAUCUCCAACCUGAUCUCGGUGCUGGGCUCAGGUGGACUAUCUGAGUUUGUGAGUUGGCAGCAGACGGACCUUGAGCAAAUAUUCGCCACUCAAACAAUUUGUUUAAAACACACGCUGUUAACGGGCAGCGGCUGGACCAGAGCAAUCGAAGCAUUUUGAUAUGUAUGACUUAUUUUCCCUUUGUAUCGUUUUAUUUUGUUGCUUUUAAAUAAAUCAUGACACGACUGCAAUUCUCUGACUUUUUAUACAAAAUUAGCGCUGAAAUGAUAUAGAAUGGCCACAUGCAUUUUUAUUACUUUUGCACACUGACAGUUAUCGUGCCAGUUGAUAUCAUUUGUUCACGGUAUGAAUUAAUUGUACCAUUUAUUUAAAUAUUAUUUUGUGGUGAUAUUUUAUUUUCGUUUUGCGGGGAAACCGGAGUCAUUGAUUUGUAUUUCCUGGAGAAAUAAGUGAACGCUGUUUCUCCGGAAAGAUGUUGGACGACUACCACCAUGUGGCCACAGAAGAUCUGUGCAGCCCGGUGCAACAGCUCAACGAGAAAUAUACUUAUUAUGUAAAUAUAUUAUUUAUAUCAGGGCCUGCUUUG
Molecule: messenger RNA, 1322 nt
Organism: Archocentrus centrarchus (flier cichlid)
Lineage: Eukaryota; Metazoa; Chordata; Actinopteri; Cichliformes; Cichlidae
Product: immediate early response gene 5-like protein
Exons: 1
Coding region: 17-895 (292 amino acids)
Source: RefSeq, a predicted model, not a curated record